This is a messenger RNA of Tympanuchus pallidicinctus (lesser prairie-chicken), 3072 nucleotides long. It is a transcript of the gene KMT5B, whose product is annotated as lysine methyltransferase 5B. Bases 411 to 2984 code for a protein of 857 amino acids. NCBI's taxonomy places the organism in Eukaryota, Metazoa, Chordata, Aves, Galliformes, Phasianidae. Gene Ontology annotation, cellular component: nucleus. Gene Ontology annotation, molecular function: histone H4K20 methyltransferase activity; protein binding. The record is from RefSeq and is a predicted model, not a curated record. The transcript is spliced from 10 exons.
UCGGCGGCUCGCUCCAUCGCCUCCCCCCUGCACCGCUCGCCCCUCGGCGCCGCCAUCUUGGAUUUUAAUCCGCCAUUUUUUUCCUCCCCCCACUCGGAAUUAUUUUCUACCACUACCUCCGUGCUUUUUUUUUUUUUUUUUUUCUUCCCCCUUCCUCACAUUUUUUUUCCCCCUCCUCGGCUUUCUCUUUUCUCUCCUCGCCAUCUUUUUUUUUUUUUCUUUUUUUUUUAAAUUUCCCUUCUCGCUCCUUUGCCUUGGAUGAGCCAUUUCUCGCACCCAGCGGACGCUGGGGCAGCACCAGCGGCGGCGCGGAGGCGGCCUAAGUAGGUAUUGGAGCUGAAAUUAUUCAUCCACUUCUCUGAGCCUUUUGAAAAGUGACUAAAUGCAACUGGGUCAGGUUGUCUGUGGGCAUGAAGUGGUUGGGAGAAUCCAAGAACAUGGUGGUGAAUGGCAGGAGGAGUGGAAGCAGGGCGUCUAACGACCACGUGCAAAAUCAAACCAAAUUGCAGCACACAGGAAAGGAGAAUCCCAGGUCUGGCAAAAAUGGAGUUGAGAGAAGAUCAAGCAGAUGUAGUGGUGCUUCAGGAUUUGAGGGUCAGAGUCGUUAUGUGCCUUCCUCUGGAAUGUCUGCCAAGGAACUGUGUGAGAACGAUGACCUAGCAACUAGUUUGGUUCUUGAUCCUUACUUAGGUUUUCAGACACACAAAAUGAAUACUAGAUUUCGACCUAUAAAAGGAAGGCAAGAAGAGCUAAAAGAGGUGAUUGAACGUUUUAAGAAAGAUGAGCACUUAGAAAAAGCCUUCAAGUCCUUGACGUCAGGUGACUGGGCCCGGCACUAUUUUCUUAACAAGAACAAAAUGCAGGAAAGGUUGUUCAAAGAACAUGUAUUUAUUUAUUUACGAAUGUUUGCAACUGACAGUGGGUUUGAGAUACUGCCUUGUAACCGGUAUUCUUCUGAGCAGAACGGAGCCAAAAUAGUUGCAACAAAAGAGUGGAAACGGAAUGAUAAAAUAGAACUACUUGUUGGCUGUAUUGCUGAACUAUCAGAAAUGGAAGAAAACAUGCUGCUGAGACAUGGGGAAAAUGAUUUCAGUGUAAUGUAUUCCACAAGGAAAAACUGUGCACAGCUGUGGCUUGGUCCUGCUGCGUUUAUCAAUCAUGAUUGCAGACCUAACUGUAAGUUUGUGUCAACUGGCAGAGAUACAGCAUGUGUGAAAGCUCUGAGAGAUAUUGAGCCUGGAGAAGAAAUCUCUUGUUAUUAUGGAGAUGGCUUUUUUGGAGAAAAUAAUGAAUACUGCGAAUGUUACACCUGUGAAAGGCGCGGAACUGGUGCUUUUAAAUCAAGAGUGGGAUUGCCAGCCCCUACUCCUGUGAUUAAUAGUAAAUAUGGACUGAGAGAAACAGAUAAACGAUUGAACAGGCUCAAAAAGCUGGGUGACAGCAGCAAAAACUCAGACAGCCAGUCCGUCAGCUCUAACACUGAUGCAGAUACCACUCAGGAAAAAGCUAAUGCAACUAACAGAAAAUCUUCAAUUGGAGUGAAAAAGAAUGGCAAAAAUAGAACAUUAACGAGACAGUCUAUAUCAAGAAUUCCAGCAUCAUCAAACUCUACCUCAUCUAAACUAACUCAUAUAAAUAAUUCCAGGGUACCAAAGAGACUGAAAAAGCCUGCAAAGCCUUUACUUUCAAAGAUGAAGCAGAGAAAUCAGUGCAAAAGGCCAGAGCAAAAGAAUGCUUCUAAAAAGCUCGAAAUGGGAAAUUUAGUUCUCAAAGAGCCUAAAGUAGUUUUGUACAAAAGCUUGCCCAUCAAAAAGGAUAAAGAAUUAGAGGGACCAGUCAAAGUUGCAGUCUCUAGUGGAUGCUUAACAAGGCACGCGGCAAGAGAGUAUAAACUGAAUUCUGUGAAAGGUGCUCACGAGCAUGGUGACAUACCACCGUGCACAUACAUAACACGGAGGUCAGUGAGAACACGGAUGAGUUUGAAGGAGACCUCUGACAUAAAGCUUGAACCAAAUACUUUGGAUAGCUAUAAGAAUAACUUGGCGAGAACACGAUCGGACGUUUUAGAGCAGCAGUCUCGUGCAACGGAUGAAAGCAACCUGGCUCAUGGGACGUCACACAAAGGGGAGGCCAGGUGUCAGAAAAAUGACGCGGGCACGUCAAAAAAGAAGUCUCGACAAGGAAAACUAGUGAAACCACCUGCAAAAUUAGAUGAAACGGAUAAUACGCACAAUACACCUGUGAAAGAUGAAGUACCAGACUUGAUCAGCUCUCACUCAGAGAGCGGAGAGAGGAAUAACGUGGUAGAUAUACCUGUUAGCUAUCAAGACUGUAUCUCUGGAUCUGGUAGCUGUUCUGUUGUAACAUCUGACAGUUUCAAAGCAAAGGACGGCUUCAGAACUGCAAAAACUAAAAAGAAAAGACGAAUCACGAGGUAUGAUGCACAAUUAAUCCUUGAAAAUAGCUCUGGGAUCCCUAAACUGACUCUUCGUAGGCGCCAUGAUAGCAGUAGCAAGGCAAAUGACCAAGAAUCUGAUGGAAUGAAUUCUUCAAAAAUAAGCAUCAAAUUAAGUAAAGACCAUGAAAAGGAUAAUAAUUUAUAUGUAGCAAAGCUAAAUAAUGGGUUUAACUCAGGAUCAGGCAAUAGUUCAACAAAACUAAAAAUACAGUUAAAACGAGAGGAAGAAAAUAGAGGGACGUACCCUGAGGACCUUCAUGAGAAUGGUGUGUGUUGUAGUGAAACUCUCUCCCUUUUGGAGUCAAGAAUGGAAGUAGAUGAUUAUGCUCAGUAUGAGGAGGAAACGGCAGAUGAAUCUUCAUCAGAAGAGGAUGAUGAAGAGGAAGAUGACUAUGAUGAUGAAUUUGAUGACUUUAUUCCUCUUCCUCCAGCAAAGAGAUUAAGGCUCAUUGUUGGCAAGGAUUCAAUAGAUAUUGAUAUUUCUUCCAGGAGGAGGGAAGAUCAGUCUUUAAGGCUCAAUGCAUAAGCUUAUAGGUCUUAAACUGACCUGGAUGUCAUUUUUUAAAAAACAAACAUUAAAAAAAAAUUAAAAAAAAAAAAAAAGCAACAACAAA